UGCCCGCCCGGGGUGGUGGUGCUGCCCGGUGCUACCCACUGGCGCUGCGGUGCUCGUCUGGAGCGGGCUUGGCGGGCGCGGGCGCGCGCGGCGGCGGCGUUGGAUCCGUCCACGUACUGCGAGAGCCCGGUGUACAGCCCGGACGUGUGCCCCAACAUGAUCGCGGCGCAGGCCAAGCUGGUGUACCAGCUGAACAAGUACUACACGGAGCGCUGCCAGGCGCGUAAGGCGGCCAUCGCCAAGACCAUCCGCGAGGUGUGCAAGGUGGUGUCCGACGUGCUCAAGGAGGUGGAGGUGCAGGAGCCGCGCUUCAUCAGCUCGCUGAGCGAGAUCGACGCGCGCUACGAGGGCCUCGAAGUCAUCUCCCCCACCGAGUUCGAGGUGGUGCUCUACCUCAACCAGAUGGGCGUCUUCAACUUCGUCGACGACGGCUCUUUGCCGGGCUGCGCCGUGCUCAAGCUGAGCGACGGCCGCAAGCGCAGCAUGUCGCUCUGGGUGGAGUUCAUCACGGCCUCGGGCUACCUGUCGGCGCGCAAGAUCCGCUCGCGCUUCCAGACGCUGGUGGCGCAGGCGGUGGACAAGUGCAGCUACCGUGACGUGGUCAAGAUGAUCGCCGACACGAGCGAGGUGAAGCUGCGCAUCCGAGAGCGCUACGUGGUGCAGAUCACGCCCGCCUUCAAGUGCACGGGCAUCUGGCCGCGCAGCGCGGCGCAAUGGCCGCUGCCGCACAUCCCCUGGCCGGGGCCCAACCGCGUGGCCGAGGUGAAGGCCGAGGGCUUCAACCUGCUCUCCAAGGAGUGCUACUCGCUGACGGGCAAGCAGAGCUCGGCCGAGAGCGACGCCUGGGUGCUGCAGUUCGGCGAGGCCGAGAACCGCCUGCUGCUGGGCGGCUGCCGCAACAAGUGCCUGUCGGUGCUCAAGACGCUGCGCGACCGGCACCUCGAGCUGCCCGGGCAGCCGCUCAACAACUACCACAUGAAGACGCUGCUGCUCUACGAGUGCGAGAAGCACCCGCGGGAGACCGACUGGGACGAAGCGUGCCUGGGCGACCGGCUCAACGGCAUCCUGCUGCAGCUCAUCUCGUGCCUGCAGUGCCGGCGGUGCCCGCACUACUUCCUGCCCAACCUCGACCUGUUCCAAGGCAAGCCGCACUCGGCCCUCGAGAGCGCCGCCAAGCAGACCUGGCGCCUCGCCAGGGAGAUCCUCACCAACCCCAAGAGCCUCGACAAGCUAUAGAGGAGGGGGGAAGGGGGUUGGAAAACGCCAGGAGAAAGAGGGACAGAAAUAAAGACUGCGCGGAACCCGAAUUAAAAACAAAACUCUUAUUUAAAAACAAGAAGAGGAACGGGGAGCAGCAGGCAUCCCCUCCCCACGAAAGCGCAAAAAGGACUCCAAGCCUAGCAGCGGGCACCGGCGCUCUCCCUUUCUCCUUUUUUU
This is a messenger RNA of Lacerta agilis (Sand lizard), 1437 nucleotides long. RefSeq names its product mab-21 like 2 (gene MAB21L2). The transcript has a single exon. The record is from RefSeq and is a predicted model, not a curated record. Lineage: Eukaryota; Metazoa; Chordata; Lepidosauria; Squamata; Lacertidae. Bases 157 to 1236 code for a protein of 359 amino acids.